AUGAGCGGCGGCGGCAGUGCUCGUGGCGGAGGUGGUGGAGGGCCUGCUAGGGUUGCGAUCCCAGAGAAUGCACGGAAAGUGAUACACAAUAUCAGGGAGAUCACUGGGAAGCAACACAGCGACGAGGAAAUCUAUGCCGUGCUUAAGGACUGCGCCAUGGAUCCCAAUGAGACUGCUCAGAAACUUCUCUAUCUAGAUACUUUUCAUGAGGUGAAAAGGAAGCGUGAACGGAAGAAAGAGUCAUCAAAUGUUCAAGGUCAAGGGGGUAGGGGUGGUCGAGGAAAUUAUUCUGAUGGUGCUGGUGGGAGGAAUGCAGCUCAUCGAAAGGAAAAUGGAGGGAAUCACUUGAGAGAGAGAGUCCCGUCAACUGGUAUGGCUGGAACGCAGAGACCAAACAAUAACCAUCCACUUCCUCCACCAAAAGUCGCGGCUGUCAACACAAGUGUCCCUUCAAAUCUUGACAGUGAGAAUCCUAGUCUUGGGUGUGGGUCAAAAGUUGCUGUUGAUGAUGUUGGAAAAGGCUCAAAAACUGGACUAGUGGAUGCGAAUAAGUUAGAUGUGAUAUCAGAGACAGCUAAAUUACUGCCAGUGUCUGCUCCUGAUCAGACAGCUGAUAGCUUGACUCAGAACGACCAAGGGAAGUCGGUUUCAGCCAUCAACAAUGUCCCGAAGUUAAAUGCUCCGGGUUCUUAUUCUUAUGCAGAUGCAAGUAAAAGAGUACGGAGUCGGUUGAUUGCUACUGAACCGAAUUAUGUUCAGGGAAUUCGGCAUGUUUCUGAAGCUGCCAAGCCACAGCUGACUAAAACUGAGAAUGCUGGCCCUCUGAGUUUGAACUCUGAAAGGGUGUCCGGAAAACCAAAAGAAGCUGACAAGAGCCAGCUUUCUGAACUCCUCCAGCCCUUGACUUUGUCAACUGAAGACACUUCGUCGGUAAUAGAGCCUUCUUCUGGGUAUGAUAGCCAGCUACCUCAGGUGUCUAUCACACCUUCCAAAGGUUCCUCACUUGCUGAUGGACAUGCAAAAGUUGGUUCUCAGUUGCAUCCAGACUCUAAACCUGCACCUGCUGUUUCUAAUGGACAUGUUACUUUUCCUAACCACUUCAAAGUUCCUCAGGCUUUAAAGAGUGGACUCACCUUUGGAAGCUUUGAAUCUAGUUCUAGCACUGGAAUGAAUUCCGACAAUGGUCACAACAGGGAUGUCAAGUCUGCAAAUGCUAUUGAAUCAUCUGACGGGACUGCUGAUUCUGCAAAGGAACCAUCCAGUGGUCAGAAUUUAUCUACUGCAGUGCAAAUUGAUCUUCUAGAUAAAUGCGAGUCAGAAUCAGAAAAUGUCCUCAAAGAAGUUCCAUCAUCAGUAGGCAAUCCAUUGCUUGAAGCAGAUCCAAAGUGUGACCAACUAAAGCAAGAGAGAACGCAAACUCUAGAAAGGCAUCAAAGCCCCACUGCUCAACUUGCCCCAAAUUAUGGACUUGGAGUCUUGCCAGCCAUGCAGGGAGUUCACAAUGGGCAACUUGAUGGACAUGAGCCUCGAGCACGGGAUGCUCCUUGUAUCUCACCGUUUGCUGGUGAAAAUCUUGCAGUAUCACCCAGUCCCAGUCCAACUCCACAAGGACAAAACUCGCCAGCAGCAGCUGCUUCUUCACAACCAAUUCUGCUGAGGCCCCCAUAUCCACUUGGCUAUCUCCCAUAUCCACCUUAUUUCAACCCCUAUAUGUUCCACCCAAUGCAUCAAUUCUUAAGCCACAAUGGGAUGUCACAACAACAGCCAUCAGCUGGCAAUCCAUAUAUGACAACAGCAGCAGCUACUGCUCCAGGAGUGAAAUUCCCUCCUCACCCACAAUUCAAACCAGGAACUGGUGCAGCAAACUCCACACCUAUUGCACUUCCUCCAUUGUACAGCUCAUAUGGCUCUUCCCCCAUUGGAUUCAGUCCUGGUCUAGCUGUUUCAUCGGGUACCUCUGCAAGCAGUGAAGAUCUAUCAGCAUCUCAGUUGAAGGAGAACCGUAUUCUCUCAUCAGGACCACCGAGUGAUGUUUCAGCCUGGAUUGCGCAGGGACAAGAUUUAUCCAGCCUGCAGCUGAAUUCUUUGUAUAAUCUCUCACCACAGGGACAGCACCACCUUACAUUCACUCCUACACCACAGGGUGCUGCUGCCCAUGGCCCUUUUCCAGGCAUCUAUCCACCUCUGCAGACAAUAGCUGCUCCUUCAACAGUGAGCCCAUUGUUGGAGCAGCAGUCUCAGGCAAUGUCUACUGCAUCUAACACGGUAGGACCGCAUCCAACUGCAUCUUAUCAGCAGCAACCUCAGCUUGCGCAGAUGAAUUGGAGCUCUUCUUACUGA
Messenger RNA from Linum trigynum, 2340 nucleotides. Lineage: Eukaryota; Viridiplantae; Streptophyta; Magnoliopsida; Malpighiales; Linaceae. The record is from the annotation of a GenBank genome assembly.